AUGGUCUCGCAAGAUAUCUGGGUCGUAUUGGGAGGGAUCGUCUCGUCGGUCUACCUCUAUCGUCGUUCCCACGCUACCAAAUACCCCACCCUUCAACUUGAAGCCGUAAGCGCACCACCUUGAUAGCAAAGUGGACCUUUCACACUAACCCUGACCAGCACUCCACUUUGAUCCCCCCAGAUCUUUCUCUACCCUAUCAAAUCUCUUCCACCUAUUCAAGUCAGCCAAGCGACUUUGGCAGAAAGGGGUUUGCAAGGCGAUCGCACGUUCAUGCUCGUUUCUCCAAAGUCCAAAGCGAAGGCCGGGGAUGGGAAUGGUUUAGGGAAGGGAAAGGAGGACGAGUGGUUCGGUCAUUAUAUUUCGGAUAGACCAAAGGUGAGUGGAUGGUUGGCUCCAUUUUGGUGGGCGUUGUAGAUGGGCGAAGGAAAGCUGAUGUCCGAAGGGUUGGUCGGUCGUUGAAAGAACGCCCUCUUGAUCCCCACCCUCUCAUCGGACCAUUCCUUCUUAACCAUCACCGCCCCGAACGGGACCCAAUUCACAACACCCCUUUUACCCAACUUUACGACCGAAAAUCGUCGUAUCAAGAUCACGAUGCAUUCCUCUUCAGCGGAAACAAUCGACUUGGGGGACGAAGCGAGUCGGUUCUUCACCGAGGCUUGUGGGACGGUCGGGGAGGAAGUUAGGUUGGUAUAUAUGGUGCCGAAGGAGAGGAGGGAGGUGUUGGGAUCGAUGGGGGGGAAUUUUUAUCGGUGAGAUUGGGAAUAGACCGGAGGUUGGGGGGAAAUGUGGUGUAAGCUGACGAGUUUUCCCCCCCUUUGUGCUUUCUGUCCCGAGCAGAGGUCUCGCUUUCCAAGAUUGGUAAAUCACCCCACCCUAAUCGCAAUUGCACGGAGAUCCAGUCAUCCAAACUCACUCGUCAUUCUCCACCGUACAGUGCCUCGUACAUGAUCGCUUCCUCUGCCUCCCUCGAAGCCGUCCGUUCCCAACUCGACGAACCCCUAUCCAUCAUCCCCUUCCGACCUACGUUCUUGGUCUCCCCUCAAAGAGGACAUUCUCUCGCUUCUUGGGUAGAGGAUUGGUGGGCUGAGCUAAGGAUAGCUGAAAAAGGUAAUCUAAAUUGCUUGGUAUGGUUAUGUGAUUGGUGGGAGGAGUUUACGUCUAAAAAGUGGGUCGUUAACUUUGUGUGCAGUUUCGAUCCGCCUGACUUCGAAUUGCGUGAGAUGCGUCUCCCUCAACAUCGACUACGCGAAAGGCAAGUUCAAGACUGGGUCUAACUUACCUUUCAAGUGAGUGAUCGCCUGUCCAGAACCCCCCUUUUUUUUCCCUACGAAGGCCGUGCAGGUGAUUUGAUACGACGUGAUUUGUGCCGAACGCAGGAUCUUGACCAAGACUAGGUUGGUCGAUCCGGGCCAGCCUUAUAGUCCGGUAUUUGUUCGUGAAUUCUGACUUGUAUUCGGAGGGAGCUAUCUCGUGAGGAAGAAUCUAAUGUACGGUCUUGUUUUCAAAACAGGGUCGUUAUGGUUUCUCACAGAACGUUGGUUAGUCAAGCCCUGGCAGGGCGGGAUGAUCGGUCGAGUUGAACGCGUUUCGGGCCCGGUAGGAGACUGACCAUGGCUCUCUUCUGUCUGCAGGUGAAACCAUCUCGGUUGGAGAUGUCGUCAGGGUCACAAAGUUGAACAAGUCCAGAACUGUUUUCGAUUGGCCGUUGUAG
Molecule: messenger RNA, 1711 nt
Organism: Microbotryum saponariae
Lineage: Eukaryota; Fungi; Basidiomycota; Microbotryomycetes; Microbotryales; Microbotryaceae
Source: the annotation of a GenBank genome assembly